Molecule: messenger RNA, 1185 nt
Organism: Scleropages formosus (Asian bonytongue)
Lineage: Eukaryota; Metazoa; Chordata; Actinopteri; Osteoglossiformes; Osteoglossidae
Product: high choriolytic enzyme 1-like
Exons: 9
Coding region: 37-903 (288 amino acids)
Biological process (GO): proteolysis
Molecular function (GO): zinc ion binding; metalloendopeptidase activity
Source: RefSeq, a predicted model, not a curated record
UGAAGUCACAUUUGUGAGAUCUACAACUGACUCACCAUGCCAUCUGCAUCUGUGAUCACCUUCUCCUUGGCUCUACUCUCUGUGGCACAUUUCCACGUGGCUGAUUUGAUGAGCAUUCGGGAAGUUUCAUACAAUGCCACUGCAAAAAAGUGGGAUAAACAGCAUGCUGGCAACAGUAUAGAUGAGGAUGAAUUUAGUGUCUCUACUUUGAUUGAAAAAGCAAACAAGAACCUGGGACAAGAAUAUGACAGGCCUGUGAUCGAAUUUGGGGAUAUUGCUGUUCCUAGUGGGUUACAAAACGCCGAUCCUUGCACAGCUCGCGGGUGCAUGUGGACCAAGUCUUCUGAUGGAAUGGUCUAUGUUCCCUUUGUCAUCUCACGUCAAUUUUCAUCACAAGAGAGGAGUGUCAUCAAGAGAGGUCUACAGUCCUUCUCCAGCAGGACCUGCAUCCGUUUCAAGGAACGUCAACGUGAGAGAGACUUUGUCAGCAUCCAGUCUAUGAGAGGAUGCUGGUCAUUUGUGGGGCGGCGUGGGGGUAGCCAGACAGUGUCUCUGCAACAGCGGGGCUGUGUCUAUUUUCAUGUGGUUCAGCAUGAGCUUCUGCAUGCCCUGGGGUUUAACCAUGAGCAGACACGCAGUGACCGUGACAAGCAUGUUCGCAUCAUUUAUGAAAACGUCAUUCGCGGUCAGGAGCACAAUUUCAGGAGGAUUGACACCAACAACCUGAAGACACCAUAUGAUUACAAUUCUGUCAUGCAUUAUGGAAGAUUUGCUUUCUCCAGAAAUGGGCAGGCAACCAUAGUUCCAAUUCCAAACUCCAAUGUGGCAAUAGGGAGAGCCAUGGAAAUGAGCCCCAAUGAUGUUCUGAGGAUCAAUAGGCUGUAUCAGUGCAGAAACACUUGAAGUGUGACCAGAAAAGAAUGAUCCAGUAAAUGAGCAUCCCUCAUACUCUUGAAAUGUUUAUGUUGGCUUUUCAGCUUUCCAGCUUUCCAGCAAAACCGCAAACAGAAAAAAGUGAUAUAUUUCAAAGAGACCUCUGGCUUGAAAUCCAAAUCAUAGCUAAGCAUUGUGUCUUUAUAAUACAUGUAACACACGCAAUUUUGUUUAAUGGAAUUACAUCCAGAAUAAGCACGCAAUAAGCAAUAAAGAACAAUCUUUAUUAGAAAGAGGAAAAAUUUUAACAAA